Molecule: messenger RNA, 876 nt
Organism: Ostreococcus tauri
Lineage: Eukaryota; Viridiplantae; Chlorophyta; Mamiellophyceae; Mamiellales; Bathycoccaceae
Product: UBA-like
Exons: 1
Coding region: 1-876 (291 amino acids)
Molecular function (GO): protein binding
Source: RefSeq, a predicted model, not a curated record
AUGCUCGACCUCGAGCGGCGAUUCCGCGGCGCCCCGUUCGCGCGCGCGCUCGCGUGCGGGGUCGUCGUCGCGACGGUGUACGCGCGAACGCGCGCGCGGGGCGCGACCGCCGCGUCGUGGAUCUUCGCCGACCGUGACCUCGCGUCGAAGAGCUCGGCGUCUCGCGUCUCGUGGGUUCUCACGCGCGCUUUGUGCGGUGAGUUGGCGUUCGCGCAGGACGCGUUCGAGCUCGUCGUCGGGAUGUCCGCGCUGAGCGGGACGGCGGUGGAGCUCGAGCGGCUGGCGUCGACGAGAAGAUUAUUGGGAAUCGUUCUCGCGGCGUCGAUCGCGUCGAGGGUGUGCGCGCGGGCGAUCGAAAAUGUGUUCGCGGUCGACGCAUCCGCGCGCGUGUCGGGGCCGUACGCGCUGGUGUUCGCGUUGGUGUGGAUUUGGAGCGUGGAAAAGCCCGCGACGUCGAGCUUCGCCUUCGGCGCGUUCGGCCCGCGGUUCACGAUUUAUUUCAACGAUAAAUCAAAAAUGGUGCUCAUGUCAAUGCUUUUGGCGCUCAAGGGAGGGGUUUACGGCGCGUGCGCGGCGAUAUGCGGCGCGUUCGGAGGGUACACGGUGACUCACGGUAUCGGGACGUCUAACGACGCGUUGCUCGUCUUCCCGGAUUGGGUGGUCACCGUGUUGCGUGGCGGAGCGAGGAAGCAACCAAUCUACAGAAUGCGAGCGAUGAGGGCAGCGGCGGGCGGUGGCGUUCCGUCGCGCGCGCCGAGCGAGGAGAACAUUAGACUUUUAGUCAGCAUGGGCUUCGACGCCGCCGUCGCGGCGAGAGCGCUCCGUCAGGCCAACGACGACGUGCCGCGCGCGACGACGAUACUUCUCGGCGGAUGA